Molecule: messenger RNA, 597 nt
Organism: Botrytis fragariae
Lineage: Eukaryota; Fungi; Ascomycota; Leotiomycetes; Helotiales; Sclerotiniaceae
Exons: 1
Coding region: 1-597 (198 amino acids)
Source: RefSeq, a predicted model, not a curated record
AUGCAUUUUUUGACCCUUUCCAGUAUCCUGGCUCUUUCUUCAACGGUCCUCGCAGGCCAAUGCUACAACUACAUGGAGGGCGUGCGGAAAGUGCAAUGUGUCCAAAAAAGCGAGCUAUCACAAUUCGGCUCCAACUACUGCGAUGAAAAUUGGAGCAAGCUUGUGGGAGACUGGACCGAGUACAAAGAUCGAAGUGGGAACACGGCGAAUAUUGGCAAGGUGGCCAAUUUUAGCUCCAAAGAAGCCUGCGUUGUUGCCUUUCUGCAAGUGGUGGAAAGAUGUCACGAUGACUGGGGUGGUGGUCUGUGGGUUGAUGAGGGGGCUUUGUUGAAUAUCAAUUUCUGCAAGUGGGAGGCGGAGCCGAAGAGAGUUCGAUAUGAUGCGUUGAAUGCUAGACCUGAGGAAAAGAGAGUCGCAUGGGAUGGAUUGAAAAAAGAGUCUGAAGCUGAAGGGUCCAGACCUACAGCUCCACGAGUUCGAUACCAAGGACCCCGAGAAGCGAAGAGAGUAGCCUGGGACGGACUCCCAGGUGACCAUGAGCACACUGCCAAAAGAGUUGGAUAUCAAGGAUUGAGACUUCGAUCUCAAGAAUUGUGA